UGAGGUGCGUCAUCACACGGGGACAAAGAUUCUGCAACAAAAACAACAAUUUUGUUCGGUUGAGAUCUUGUUUUCAGUUUUAUUGAUUUAUUUUUAGCACUAAGUUAUAUUUAAUUAUUCAAUCAAUAUCCCACACCGCUUUGUCAAUCAAAUAAAGAAGCGGACGUUUUUAUUUGUUAAAAAAAUCUCUAAGUAAUCUCGCUGCUCGGUAACGCGUGUGUCCGGAGUAGCGUCGCAGACUCUCAACCAUGCUCAAACGAUUUGAAGUCCGAUUUCCGGCGGAUUGCGAAACCCUCCCUGAUGGUUUCUGGUCAGCCGUGGACGUGUGGAUAAAGAAACCUCACGUCGUCAACAAGCGCCUGUGCGGCGUCCAGGAGACCGAGGUUGUGGAGGGCGAUGAAGAAGAAGCACUGCGGUUGCUGCCGCAGGAUGUUGUGGCUUGGCUCAGCGGCAGCGGCAGCCACGGCACUCACCGAACAUCUCUCUCCUCUCAUGUCAGGACGUUUAUCCCCAAAAUCGACAUAUAUGGCACAGGCAAACAGAAAGAGCUUGUUGUUAAAGACUCGGACGCACAGCAGGUGACGUUUGUUCCCUUCGAGGAGUCCGAAGCGAGACAGGUGUCUGUGAAGAAGGACAACGUUUACAGCAUCAAGCUGUGCCUGGUGGACUCCGGCCAAUGGGCGUUGGAGCUGCACGUGCGGACGGCGGAGGCGUGGUACUCGGACGGCGUGGCCUACCCCAAGCUGACCUGGCUGGCGGGGAACCUGCUGCCCAAACUGCUGGGCUGGGCCGUUGCGUCCAAGAGCGGCCAUUUCCCCAACACCUUGUCGCUGCUGCCAGUCGAGAAGUACAGCCUGACGUACCAAAGGCUCAAGGACAAGUACAAGGCCAUGGUCAAGGUGUGGCCCGAGGUGACGGAUCCGGAGAAAUUUGUUUAUGAAGAUGUCGCCAUCGCGACGUAUCUCCUGGUGCUUUGGUCCGAGGAGCGGGCGGAACACAACGUGGACGUCCGCCAGUCCUUCGUGGACUUGGGCUGCGGUAACGGACUCCUGGUGCACAUCCUCGCCAACGAAGGGCACCCUGGAAAGGGGAUUGAUGUCCGUAAGCGGAAGAUCUGGGACAUGUACGGCCCCGACACUGUGCUGCAGGAGGAAGCCAUCACCCCCGGCGAGAACUUCUUGUUCCCGGAGACGGACUGGUUGAUCGGGAACCACUCGGACGAGCUGACGCCGUGGAUCCCCAUCAUGGCAGCCAGGUCAUCGUGCACAUGUCGCUACUUCGUCCUCCCUUGUUGCUUCUUCGACUUUUUCGGAAAGUACCGCCGGCGGGACAGCCAAAAGUCUCAGUACAAGGAAUACAUCGACUUCAUUGACGAAGUGAGCCGAGUCAGCGGCUUCCACACGCUACAGGACUGCCUCAGGAUUCCCUCCACCAAACGGGUAUGCUUGCUGGGAAAGAGACGCACGUACGAGGCGAGCGAGGAGGCUUGGGCAGAGGAUCGGCGAGCCGGUUUCAUCCGAAGCCGUCACGUCGCAUCCGAAGGCGACGGCGGGGAUCCCGGGGGUCCCUGGGAAAUGGGUUUCCGGCCUCGCGAGCGAAUGGAAACGGUGCGCAACUGCAUGGCGCUUUCUCGGGAUCUGGUGGACGGCGUCGUGCUACGCGUGGCCGAGGCCCUUCUGGGAAUGUCCGAGGAGCGCCCGUCCUCCGGUGACUGGAAGCGAGGAGGGAGCUUGUGUGUGGGCGGGGUGGCGGCGCUUUUGCCUCAGGACACGCUCAAGCAGCUCAAGAACGAAUGCGGUGGCCUGCAGACGCUAUUAAAGAAUAACCAUCAAGUUUUUCAAGUGGAAGGCGGAACAGUGCGCAUCCGAGACUGGCGGGACGCAAGGCCCCAGAGGACGCAUGGUAAGAGGAAGGCGGCUUUGUCGCCCGGCGCCCUGAAAACCCGGCCGUGCUGGUUUGACCGCCACCACCCUCAAGGCUGCCCCCUACUGGCCGAAAAGUGCACUUUUGCUCAUGGACUUGAGGAGUUGCGAGCGUCCACCAGACCUGAGAGGAACAAGGCAAAUAAGCACCUUUGAGCUUUGCAUCAUUCAAAUGCGGUUUGACUUUUUCUCGCCUUACCACCAAGUGUUUUGCCUUCGGCUUUCAACGAUUUUGCUUGGAAUGCCCUUUUAUUCUCAGAAGUUUUGAGUCAGUUUUUUUUUGGUUUGUUUUUUUGAGAAAGUACAAUUGAAUCCUGGCAGUUUUUCUUGCAAAAUGAAGACUCAAGAAAAUAUACGUCUCGAUUUGUCUUCAAUUCCACCAUUUGUUCUGAUAAUGUUCUGGCUUUGUGACGUCGAAUUACUUCCUCCCACUUUCUCUUUUUUUUUUUGCAAAGUUCUGAUUUUUUUUCUUAUGAUUCUCCAACUUAAUUCUGGUGACGUUUUAACUUUUGUCACAAAGAAGGACAAUUUCAUUCUGGUAAAACUGACUUUUUUUCUGGUAACAUUACAUUUUUUUUUUCUUGGUGA
This is a messenger RNA of Hippocampus comes (tiger tail seahorse), 2510 nucleotides long. It is a transcript of the gene trmt44, whose product is annotated as tRNA methyltransferase 44 homolog. The transcript has 12 exons. The record is from RefSeq and is a predicted model, not a curated record. Lineage: Eukaryota; Metazoa; Chordata; Actinopteri; Syngnathiformes; Syngnathidae. The coding region runs from base 249 to 2078 and encodes 609 amino acids. Gene Ontology annotation, biological process: tRNA methylation. Gene Ontology annotation, molecular function: tRNA (uridine) methyltransferase activity; metal ion binding.